UUUGUGAUAAAACCUUUUCUCGAAACGAUAUCUUGCUGAGACACAUAAGAAUUCACAAAUAUGAGCGGCCUUUUUCUUGUGGGACUUGUGGAAAAAGUUUCUCUUGGAAAGGCCUUCUAAAUGCUCAUAUGAAAGUUCACACGGGUGAGAAGCCCUUCUCAUGUGGGACCUGUGGAAAGAGUUACUCUGAUAGUGGGACUUUAACUAAGCACAUGAGAAUUCACACAGGUGAGAAGCCUUUCUCCUGUGGGACCUGUGGAAAAAGUUUUUCUCAAGCAAAUCAUUUAAAUGUUCACAUGAGGAUUCACACGGGUGAGAAGCCUUUCUCCUGUGGGACCUGUGGAAAAAGUUACGCUGAUAGUGGGACUUUAACUGAGCACAUGAGAAUUCACACAGGUGAGAAGCCUUUCUCCUGUGGGAAUUGUGGAAAAAGUUACGCUCAUAGAGGGACUUUAACUAGGCACAUGAGAAUUCACACAGGUGAGAAGCCUUUCUCCUGUGGGAAUUGUGGAAAAAGUUACGCUCAUAGAGGGACUUUAACUAGGCACAUGAGAAUUCACACUGGUGAGAAGCCUUUCUCCUGUGGGACCUGUGGAAAGAGUUUCUCUCGAAAAUGUAAUUUAAAUGUUCACGUGAGAAUUCACACUGCUGAGAAGCCUUUCUCCUGUGGGAAUUGUGGAAAAAGCUAUGCUGAUAGAGGGACUUUAACUCAGCACAUGAGAAUUCACACAGGUGAGAAGCCUUUCUCCUGUGGGACCUGUGGAAAGAGUUUCUCUCGAAAAGGUUAUUUAAAUGUUCACGUGAGAAUUCACACUGCUGAGAAGCCUUUCUCCUGUGGGACCUGUGGAAAGAGUUACAAUAAUAGAAGUGAUGUAUCUCAUCACAUGAGAAUUCACACAGGUGAGAAGCCUUUCUCCUGUGGGACCUGUGGAAAACGUUAUGCUGAUAGUAGGACUUUAACUAAGCACAUGAGAAUUCACACAGGUGAGAGGCCUUUCUCCUGUGGUACCUGUGGAAAAGGUUUCUCUCGAAAAUGUAAUUUAAAUGUUCACAUGAGUAUUCACACUGGUGAGAAGCCUUUCUCCUGUGGGACCUGUGGAAAGAGUUUCUCUCAAAAAGGUUAUUUAAAUGUUCACGUGAGAAUUCACACUGCUGAGAAGCCUUUCUCCUGUGGGACCUGUGGAAAGAGUUACAAUAAUAGAAGUGAUGUAUCUCAUCACAUGAGAAUUCACACAGGUGAGAAGCCUUUCUCCUGUGGGACCUGUGGAAAAAGUUAUGCUGAUAGUAGGACUUUAACUAAGCACAUGAGAAUUCACACAGGUGAGAGGCCUUUCUCCUGUGGGACCUGUGGAAAGAGUUACAAUAAUAGAAGUGAUGUAUCUCAUCACAUGAGAAUUCACACAGGUGAGAAGCCUUUCUCCUGUGGGACCUGUGGAAAAAGUUAUGCUGAUAGUAGGACUUUAACUAAGCACAUGAGAAUUCACACAGGUGAGAGGCCUUUCUCCUGUGGUACCUGUGGAAAAGGUUUCUCUCGAAAAUGUAAUUUAAAUGUUCACAUGAGAAUUCACACAGGUGAGAAACCUUUCUCCUGUGGGACCUGUGGAAAGAGUUACAGUUAUAGACAUAAUUUAACUCGUCACAUAAGGAUUCACUCAGACUAGAAGCCUUAGGUAGGAAACACCUCAGAUCCGUUUUGGCAUCAGAUCCAAAAGAAAACCUGGUUUGGAAUGAUGUAAACAGCAAGUUGAACAUAUUAAAGUCAACAGAUUCUUGCAGGCUGCUAGUGAUUCACUGUGAUUGUGUCUUUCACUGUCUGACCAAGAUAAACCUGAGGUCUACUUUUGCCUAGCAGCUUGUUUUCCUUAAUCCAGUUUUUUGUUUUAAUUCUCAGUCAUAUUUGUACUUAAGAUCCCCAUCAGUAUCCCAUUAGAUACUGAAGUUAAAGAGGGGAACACAUUCAGACAGGAUUAAUUUCUGUGCAUUUCAGUUUUCAUGGAGUUCUGUACCAUGUAGAAUAAUUGAGUUUAGCUUUUACAUUUUUGACAUUUCCGUGUAUGACUGGAUGUAAAAUAGCAGUGAAAUGUUC
Molecule: messenger RNA, 2086 nt
Organism: Xiphophorus hellerii (green swordtail)
Lineage: Eukaryota; Metazoa; Chordata; Actinopteri; Cyprinodontiformes; Poeciliidae
Product: gastrula zinc finger protein XlCGF57.1-like
Exons: 2
Coding region: 129-1661 (510 amino acids)
Biological process (GO): regulation of DNA-templated transcription
Molecular function (GO): RNA polymerase II cis-regulatory region sequence-specific DNA binding; DNA-binding transcription factor activity, RNA polymerase II-specific
Source: RefSeq, a predicted model, not a curated record